UCUGGCGGAAGCCACAUAUCCCUGCAGCCUCAGCACCGGCUGAGUUUCAGAAAGAAGCAUUUGGAUUCUGUGAACUUUCUUCCAAGCAUCCUCUCUCUCUGAUUCCCCUUUUGGGUAAAAGAAAGGGCGCAGGGACCACAGGACGGGAAAGCACAGAAGAUGCUGGCCCGGGAUCCAGGAGACAUGGAGGAGAGGCCGGGGGAGGGGAAGAGCAGGGGAGGCAAUCUGUUCUGAAGCCAGCAAGGAGCGAGCAGGGAUUCCAGGACGAGGGAGGGAGACCCGCGUCUGCUGCAGAUUGAUGGCUGUGUCCUUGGAACCGAAGCGAGCAGCCUCCACCUGCUGAAUGCAGAGCUGUGUGAAGCAGGUGCUGGCUGGGAGAAGUAGCCAGAGCUCCUCCAGCUGACCCCCAGCCUGCACCUCAGGACUCAUGGCUGUGCCCAGCCUCGGAGGCCCAGACAGCAGGUGCCACUUGGGAUCUUCCUCUCCCUGGAGAACCAAGAGUCCCCCUGGAGAUUCCAGCAGCUGCUGAGGCUGAAGACCCCCAGGCUUUCAGGAGGCUCAUGGAGACUCACUUCCUCCCGGGCUGCCUUCCCAAAACACCCACUCCUGGACCCCCUUGGACUCAAGCCCACUGGGCCACCAGGAGAAAUGGCCUCUGAGACCUUGAAUGCUGGAGACCCAGGUGCAGCCCUGGCUUGCUAAUCAGCCCCAGACUUGGGGCAGGGCUUACGUUUUCUUAGAAGAAGUGCCAGGACCUUUAAAGGGCACCUUUCAUCUCCUUCAGCACCUCCCUCCCACCUCUCAGACACAGCACCGAGAGGAAGCACCCAGCAGGCAUGGAUGAGAAGGACACAAAAGAUCUGCAGGAACCCUUCCAGGGCCUGCCUGCAGUUGGUCCAGCCCCAUCCUUGUCCCCUUCCUUUCUCAAGUUUUGAUCAUCAUUUCAGACCCUGGGGGACCUCAGCUGGGUUUCUCGCCCCCUAGGCUCCAGAGGUGGACUUCCUGCGGAUCUCAGGAAGCCCUUUGGUGCUAAGAGGCUCCGGGAAGGGCUUGAGCCAUGACACCACGUGCUCGGAAGCCCCACCUUCAAGGGCUCUGGCCCCUGAUGUAGCUGCCUUCCUGUGUCGCUGGCUGUCGAUUCCACAAACACAGGCCCCAUGGGCUCCCUUCAGCACUGCUGCUGCCAGCUGCCUAAGAUGGGUGACACCUGGGCACAGCUUCCCUGGCCGGGGCCUCCCCACCCAGCCGUGCUGCUGAUCUCCCUCCUCUUGGCGGCCGGGGUGAUGCCCUCGGAUGCCGGCACCAGCUGCCCGGUCCUUUGCACAUGCCGUAACCAGGUGGUGGACUGCAGUAGCCAGCGGCUGUUCUCUGUGCCCCCAGACCUGCCGAUGGACACCCGGAACCUCAGCCUGGCCCACAACCGCAUCGCGGCCGUGCCUCCUGGCUACCUCACGUGCUACAUGGAGCUCCGGGUGCUGGAUCUGCGCAACAACUCCUUGACGGAGCUGCCCCCGGGCCUCUUCCUCCAUGCCAAGCGCUUGGCACACCUGGAUCUGAGCUACAACAACCUCAGCCACGUGCCGGCCGACAUGUUCCAGGAGGCCCACGGGCUGGUGCACAUCGACCUGAGCCACAACCCAUGGCUGCGGAGGGUGCACCCCCAGGCCUUCCAGGGCCUCGUGCAGCUCCGUGACCUGGACCUCAGCUUCGGGGGCCUGGCCUUCCUCAGCCUUGAGGCCCUCGAGGGCCUGCCAGGGCUGGUGACCCUGCAGAUCGGCGGCAACCCCUGGGUGUGCGGCUGCACCAUGGAGCCCCUGCUGAAGUGGCUGCGGAACCGGAUCCAGCGCUGCACAGCGGACUCUCAGCUGGCUGAGUGCCGGGGCCCCCCCGAAGUGGAGGGCGCCCCACUCUUCUCGCUCACCGAGGAGAGCUUCAAGGCCUGCCACCUGACCCUGAGCCUGGACGAUUACCUCUUCAUCGCGUUCGUGGGCUUCGUGGUCUCCAUCGCCUCCGUGGCCACCAACUUCCUACUGGGCAUCACAGCCAACUGCUGCCACCGCUGGAGCAAGGCCAGCGAGGAGGAAGAGAUCUGACACGGCCGCCUCCCGUCCCUCCGUGCCGCCCACGCCACUGCCGCCGACCGCCAGACCCUUCCCUGGCUGCCCGCUCUGCGUCCACGGUGCCCUGGCUGCCUCGGUUGUGGCCCGAGCAAGGUCCGGAAAGGAACCUCGUGUGAACGUCUGCUUUGAGCCAGGCACCGUGAGUGUCAGACAGCACUGGGAGUGUCAGAGGAAUCGACCUGUCCUGGCCCUCGAGGCUGUCACCCCUGGUAGACGAGAGAGAGACCCAAAAACUGUUCCCCUUGAGACGAUAUGUCAGGACUCUGAGCACACAGCUGUGUGGGCCCAAAGAGGUGGCCAUCGGCCGUGGCUAGCAAAGCCAAGAGAACUGCAGGAGUGGACUGAUUUGAGAGCUGGGUCAUCAAAAAGUGUCUACUUUGUCAACUAGACAAAGAAGGACGUCCGCAAAUGACAGGGACAGGAUACGCAUGGUGUGUUGAGAACAGCAAACAAUUCCUUGUCACUGAGGUGCACAGAGGGAGUGUGUCAGAGAACCAAAACUUGACACCCAAACUGGCAUCCCCCAGCACUGCCUCCAGGAAGUGAGGACGCCUCCACGCCAGCACCCGUGGCUCCUUCCACCAGCAGCUACUGGGUGAGACCAGCUCCCUGUGGCUGCCCCAUGCAGCAACGCCAGCUGUGGCCUGCUGCUGAGGUCCCAGGCAGCAGGCUGAGGACGGACACCUUCAGUGCCCUUUCUCCUGUCUCUCGCUCAAGCCGUGGCUUCGGCGGCGAGAGGCAGGAGGCCCAGCAACCGUCACAGCAAGAGUCCUGCCCCCCUGGGACCCCAAUCAGGUGAUUGUUCCUGCCACGGUGCUCACGCCAAAGGAUCUCACCAGGAAAGUACACUGUGAGCCCCAGACCCAUAGCCUGGCAGUACCCAGGGCUGCAGGAGGACAAAGCCACCGCAGCCAUGACAGUAGGAGCAUUUGCAUGUUCUUCUAAGCAACUCACCCAUUUAAGCAUAAGGGUGAGAGAGCUGUUCAUUACUGAACACUCACCGGUGUCAGGCACCGUGAGAAGCUCUCUCCACAGACAAUUCCCUUUAACACACACAACAGUCUUUCCAGGCGAACAUUGUUCCCAUUUUACAGAUAGGGCAAUUAAGGCUCAGAGAGGUUGAAGUCAUGCGCCACUUAAUGAGCAAGAUAAAGUCUGUGCUCUUUCCACUGCCCCAUGCAAGUUGGGGAGCAUCACAAUUCCCUCUCAAGUUCCAUACAUUCCACUUCAAGUAGUGCUGUAGAAGUUCCUAACAAGGGCCAGGCACUCCUCUGGGCACUUUUAUAUCUAUUGACUCAUUUAUUGCAGUUCUCACAGCAACACUGCCUGGUGGUUUUUAUUGUGCCCAUUUUACAGAUGAAUUAAUCGUAGAGAGUUGAGUGACGUACCCAAGGUUUUACGGUUAAACCCCAGAAGGAAGGGGAUAGGUGGCUCCAAUCAGGGAAACUGCGUCUAAUCAGUCAGUCAAAACUCAAGUAACUUUAUGUGCAAAGCACAAUUACCACCAUCGUUGUCAUCAUCUUCACCUUCAUUGUCGGUGUCAUUGGUGUCAUGGUUAUCUUCUCUGUAUUCGUUCGACAUUGGAUAGUUCGUGAAGUUCUUUUGCAUCAUUCGCCUUGACUUUUACAAUCCUGUGUGGGAGGCAGACCAAACAGCUGUAAUCCCAUCUUACAGAUGGGAAAAUAGAGGCUCAGGAUUGGGUACGACCUGCCUACGUGGCAAGGUUGGGACUCAACUCCAACAUGGUUCUCUUUCCAGUGCUUUCCCGGGUGCCUGGGGAAGAAAAUGUCUUGGAGGGCUGGGUGGCAGGGCCCCAGAAUUCAGCAGCCAUGAACGUGCUGGGAGGUCAGCUAAAUAUAGGCCAGCCAAACCCGGCUGCUGUACAGAUUUAGCUACGCUCAUGGCAGGUAGAGCAAGCCACAGGCUCUGAAACAGAGGCCACACAGGUACCAUCUGAACAGGAGAUACCUGCUUUACAGUGUGUAGAUAAAGCAUUACAACUGGUGGUCAUCAGGCAAUCAUGCAAAAAAAAAAAAAAAUGGGGGGGAAGUAGAAGAAGAAGCAGUAUUAACCACUCCUACUCGGUCCCUGCUAUGUUGUGUUGCAAGAGAUACCAAGGGAGCAAGAAAGCAGAGAACCCUGCAGCGUAGGGGAAGAACAUCAAGGUGCAGUCCAACGCACUGGCAAGGCUGGCCAGGAGGAGGAUUAAAGCAGGGGCUUUCUACCGUGUCCCCAGUGCCAGCAGUAUUCUGGCAGGCCUGAAAGGCGUGGAGGAGGACAACACGUCAGCUUCCAAGAAGUCCCCCCUCGCUCCUGCUUCCCUACGCUAGUCAACCAAAAGAGCCUUCAGAAACGUUGCUAGACCUGAGGUCUAGACUUGAACCUUGUGUCCCCUGAAUCUUGCUUACAACAUCUGGGCCAGAGCCUUGCCCCGUGACACCCAGAGCAGAACGGCACCCUGCUCUCUUCUGCCACAGCCCAGGGUGGUGGACUCAAGCCGUUCUCCACCAGCCAAGCUGACAGCUGAGAUACCUGGAGAGGAGCUUUUAGAAUUAAUAGUCCUGACAAAAUAGGAAAUAGCAAAGCUUCCCAUAGAGGGACACCAUAGUCAUCUAUAAUAAUCUCCUAGGGACUACUGUUUACUGAAAUAUAGUUAAUAUAUUUUAAGAUACGUACUUUUUAUUGCAUAGGACUAGAACCAGAUGAGACACUUAAUGCCCCUUGAGAUCAAAUGUCCUUUCUAGCGGGACAGUUGGGGCUCCAUUGUUGGCAAAUCUUUCUGAGCAGGAUACAUGGCUUUUAAGGGAUGGAUCUUUCUCCAGCUGCUAGAAGGUCCUCAGUUAACUAGAGCACAAUGAGGAAACUAUUUAAAGUCCCUACUGCCAAGGAAUUCCCUGCUUCUCCCACCACCUCCACCGCCUUGUUAGGCUAUCAGAAGCAAACGUCUAGAGGUAGACUAGCAAUCCGGGUUGGAUUGGCUCCUUCAUCCCUGGUGACUGCAAAGCCAUUGCGCUGUUCCCACAAGGCUGCGUUCGGUUUAUGUUACACUGGUUAACACAUAUGUGAUGCGGUAUCUCUGCAUCUGUAUGUCUAUGUGUGAGCAUCCUUUUAGGUUGGUUAUCUGCCAACAUGAGGAAGAUCUCUCUGGAAUGAGAGUUCUCUGACACAGUCUACUCAGCCAUGUAGUCCACUGGCUACUAUAUCAUUUGAUAGACUAAGAUGGGAACCCACCUUAGUUUAGGGUGGGGCUGGCUGCUCAGAGAAUAUAAAAAGGGAAAAAUUAGUGGCAGAGGCAUUCUGAUGAGAACCUGACUUCUGCUUGCCUACCUCUGUCCUCUCCUGCCCUUCAGAGACGUGUCCUGGUUGCAGAAGCUUCCUUUGCAUAGUCCCGAGGACAUCACAGUUUAGCUAACCAACGGGACUCUAACGGUAAGGUUUGGGCCAAGAGAAUCCUUCCAUAGAAAAGCCCCCCUAUCUUAACCACACCCAUCUAGGCCAGUUGCCCCUAGUCACCCUCAGACAAACCCUCGUCUCUAUUUCUGCUACGGGGAUGCCCAGGGAAACAUGCAGAAACAGGUACCCAGAGUUGCUAUGAAGGUUCAUGGCUCCUUUCAAGGAGCUACACGUAUGAAACGUGAACAGGUCAAGACAGGUGUUCCUCUGCGACUAUCAGGAAGGACCUGUAGUCCCGUGUUCCCAUAGAUGCCUUUGCUGACAUCUUUUCCAGCGGUAGAAGAACGUAAGGGGAUACCUUCAUCCAUUUUUCAAAAGGACAUCUUUCCAAAGCUAAAGAAGCUCGUCUGCUCAUCCCCAGCCCAGGAGGAGGCAAAAGGGACAUGAAGGAGGCACGUCACAAGGUCCUUUGUGAGUCAUUCCGUGUUUGCCACAGCACUGGGUAGAGAGCUGGAUCCACAGAGAUCUGAGCUUUCCCAAGAGCUGUCCUGCAGAGUGCUAAUGUCUGGGGAUGGGAGGGUUAGGGAGGGCCCGGGAUGAAAGGGAAGAUGCCAACCUUUGUAUGGAGAUGAUUUUAUAACCAUGCACUUUUGUAACCAUGAAAAAUUUUUUCAUAAAUGUACAUGAAUAAUAAAGAGUGUAUAGUUUAA
Messenger RNA from Microcebus murinus (gray mouse lemur), 6223 nucleotides. It is a transcript of the gene LRRC55, whose product is annotated as leucine rich repeat containing 55. The record is from RefSeq and is a predicted model, not a curated record. Gene Ontology annotation, cellular component: voltage-gated potassium channel complex. Lineage: Eukaryota; Metazoa; Chordata; Mammalia; Primates; Cheirogaleidae. Gene Ontology annotation, molecular function: transmembrane transporter binding; voltage-gated potassium channel activity; potassium channel activator activity.